This is a messenger RNA of Fragaria vesca subsp. vesca, 2053 nucleotides long. RefSeq names its product F-box/kelch-repeat protein At3g06240-like. NCBI's taxonomy places the organism in Eukaryota, Viridiplantae, Streptophyta, Magnoliopsida, Rosales, Rosaceae. The coding region runs from base 480 to 1241 and encodes 253 amino acids. The record is from RefSeq and is a predicted model, not a curated record. Gene Ontology annotation, molecular function: protein binding. The transcript has 2 exons.
CAGUUUAUCAGCCGUUUGUAAAAUCUAGGGUUUACAUUUUGGGGCUAUAGAGAGAUAGAGAGUAAUUGCAAUGGAGGACGGCGAUGCCGUGCUUAAACGAGCUCAUGCCGAUUACGGUGGCUACGAGGAAGAUGUGAUCGUCGAUAUCCUAGCGAGGCUACCCGUCAAGUCGUUGAUGCGAUUCCGGUGCGUCUGCAAGUCAUGGCGUGCUUUGAUCUCUGAUCCCUAUUUUGUGAAGAAACACUUCUCAUGGAGAACUGAGACCUACAAGCUCAAUUUCAAUAUAGAUCCUCCCUUGUUCUUGGACUUGAAAGCCUUGAAAGAUGUGAAGAACGGUAAUGAUGUUCAGUUAGCGGUCACUCGGGGGGCUGGAUUUUCCGGUAUCGGAAACUAUCCCUCAUCCUAGUCAUAGAAGAGUUGUUGGUUCUUGCGAUGGCUUGAUAUGUGUAGAAGUUAGCUUCAAAGGAAUUGAUUCUAUCAUGUUAUGGAACCCUUGUACUAGAGACUCCAAGGUUUUAUCCAACCCUCCUCUAGUUAUAGAGCCUAAAGAUAGCAAUUACUACUAUCAUGGAUUUGGGUAUGAUUCUGCUACCGACGACUACAAGGUCAUGCGGGGAUUCGCUUAUGAUGCAAAUGGUGCGGAGAAAUUCAUGACUCAAAUCUUUGCACUCAAAACAGGUUCAUGGAGGACUGUCAAAGAUAUUGAUUAUGUUGAACUGACAGAGGGGCAGGGAGUGUUUUUAAACGGAGCUCUGCAUUGGUUAGGGGAUCUAUCCGAUGGGGACAGAAAAAUUUUGUCCUUUGAUUUAGGGGCGGAGAAAUUUCAGGAGACGAUUCCAUUACCCUAUGAUGACUGGUUUACUGAUCUCUUGAUUCAUAGAAAUCGUCUUUGUGUAUGCACUCGCCCAACUAAAUCCAACAGCUGCCACAUAUGGAUGAUGAAAGAAUAUGGGGUCAAGGAAUCCUGGACUGAACUGGUACAAUUUUCGUUGGAUAAUUAUGUAUGGGGUCCUGAGGAUCAUAGGCAUUAUGUCAGCCCUGUGUGCAUUUUAGAGAAUGGUGUAGUUUUGAUCGACGGGUUGGGUUGUUAUGAAUGGCUCAUGGUAUUUUCUGAUCUAAAGGAGAAGACAUUCGAGCAUGUUUUUCACGUCUCACAGGGCUUGUGUUUUAGAACAGUCAUUCACCGUGAGACGUUAGUUUCACCAGACGUCCACACAUACAAAACCAACUAUGUGAGCUAGUCUUGUUGCUGAGAAGUUCUCGAGGAAAUAGGGAGGCGAAAGUGCUUUUGUAGAAGUAGCCUGCUUGUAUAAUUAAAGGCAGGCGUCAUUUUGAGGGCGGAGGUAUGUGUAAUGUUUCUCCUUCACUUGGAAACAAAUUGGGAGAUUCAAAAAGUCCUUUGCUUAUGUAGAAACUGGUUGCAGUGUUGUUUAUAGAUAUUGUACUAAGAGUGAAAUUUCUCGUCUUUGCAAACUUAUCAAUGUUAUUUCUUAUGACUAAUGUUAGCUCUUGUUAUCCAUUCAAUAGUACUUAUUACAUAUGAACUCCUUUAGGCUUUAGCCAGGACAGAAGAAACUUACCACUGUUAAGAGAGAGCAAUGGAAUUAGAUUUUCCAAAAGAAAAAAGUCAUUAUCAUUGGUAUCAAUAAUAGGUUGUCAGGCUGAUGAAGUGAUUUGCUAUAUGGUAUUGAAAUUAAUGGAGCUGAAAAAGUUGUUUGAAUCUCUACUCGUCUGAUUAUGAAGGGAAUUUUGUCCCAAUGGUCCCUGAAAUUUUACACCUUAAAGACUUCGAUAUCUCAAGUUCCGAAAACAUUAGAAUGGUACCUCAUCGUUUUCAUCCCGAGCCAGCUUUGGUACUUUUGUAGUUUCCACCUUUAAACUCACUUGAAACACAAUUGUAUGAGUAUCUUACUAUCUCUUGUCCUACAAAAAAGGCUCAAAAGGAAACGAGCAACAAGGGAACAUGCUCAAAUUGAAAGUAACCAAACACUCGACAGCAUGAAGUAUGGGCUUUUUAGACUUGGGAGUUGGGAUCUUCUUGUAGCCAAUGAAU